Messenger RNA from Anthonomus grandis grandis, 3034 nucleotides. It is a transcript of the gene Cog3, whose product is annotated as conserved oligomeric Golgi complex subunit 3. Gene Ontology annotation, cellular component: cis-Golgi network; COG complex; membrane. The transcript is spliced from 3 exons. The record is from RefSeq and is a predicted model, not a curated record. The coding region runs from base 121 to 2565 and encodes 814 amino acids. NCBI's taxonomy places the organism in Eukaryota, Metazoa, Arthropoda, Insecta, Coleoptera, Curculionidae. Gene Ontology annotation, biological process: Golgi organization; intra-Golgi vesicle-mediated transport; intracellular protein transport.
UUAUUUAUUAAUUUCUGACGUUCCGAAAGUUUAUUUGUCGGUUUUCAAAUAAAAUUAUAUUUUUUGUCAUUAAUUUUGCUAUAAUUGUUUAUAUAUUGUAGAUUUGUUUAAUUUAUCUCAAUGGCCACAAGUAAACAUGUCCCAGAAGAUUUAAGAGACAAACAGAUUCAAGAGAACAUUGCCAGUUGGCAAUCCACAGAUGAUCCUUUGGCUCCUUUAGAUGCGGAACAAACUGAACUCAUUUAUGAGUUGGGGGAUCUUGUAAAAAGUUUAUAUGACAAAGAGGAAGUUCCUGAAAAUGAUGACACCCUACCCACAGAAAAGAAACCACCACCUAUUAUUAACAAUAAUAAGGAUUUUAUACAGUGGAUGAUAAGUGUGGAAAAAGAAAUUCAGCAUGAAGAUUUAAAAGAUUUUCAAGAGUAUUAUGAUGGGCUAUCUCGCCAUUUAGAAAAAUGCGAGUUAUUGUUUGGACAUUCAGAAUAUACUGUUAAUUCAAUAUCAAAAUUAAAAGAAACUUAUGAAAAUGUUAUUGACAAAACAAAUUACCUGCAUAAUCUCAGUGAGCAGCUGAUGGUUCAGCAGAAUAUUCUAAAAGAAAAAAAAACUGAUAUUAAUAGUAAGCUAAAAUAUUUUUUGUAUCUUCCAAGUUGUCAAGAAUUAGUUGAACAUCUUGGACAUCAUAAAGUUAAUAGUAAAGAAUUUAUUGAAGUAUUAAAUAAUAUUGAUGAAGCUAUAGAUUACCUUGGAAAAAAUUUAAAUUUCAAGGAGUCUAAACUUUAUAAAAUGAAGUAUGAGAGCCUAAUGGUUAAAGCUUUAAGUUAUGUGUAUGACUAUGUCAAUUAUAUACUUUCUGAUACUAUUAAGCAAGUGACAAAUACAGAUAUAAAACCUACACAAACAAUCCAGGCAGGUGAUUCAAUCUUUUCCUUGUAUUAUGGAAAAUUUCAAAGUGUAUCUGUAAAAGUAAAACUAAUAUUAGACUUUAUAGAAACAUCAAUAGAUUCUAAAGAUGAUAUAAAUAAUUAUUACAAAAAUACUUUGUAUGAUUGCCAGAAAAGUUACUUCACACAAAGGCUUCCUAUAUUAGAAGCUGCUGUAUCAAAGUCAUUGCAUGAGCUGAAAGAAAAGCAACCGAAUGAUUACAGUGUGCUUUUUAGGUCAUGCUGUUUAUUUACUAUAAAAGUGUGCAUGGAUGAGGCUAGAUGUUACAAUUAUUUUUUUAAAAGUUCAUCAGAUCAAUUGAAUGAUUAUUUAGGCUGUCUUUGUCAGUAUUUAUAUGACACUCUCCGACCUUGCCUUAUAGUAAUUAACCACAUUGAAAUUCUUUCUGAACUAUGCAGCAUUUUAAAAAAUGAAAUGCUGAAUGACAGAGUCACAGCGGACAAUAGUCAAGAAGGCAACAACUUAUCCAAAUAUGUGGAAGUAAUCAGACAGCUACUAGAAGAUGUUGAAGAGAGAUUAGUUUUCCGAACAAAUGUUUACUUUAAACAUGACUUAAAUGAUUAUCGUCCAUCUCCUGGAGAUUUGGCAUAUCCUGAAAAACUUCAGCAAAUGGAGAAUAUUAUUCUUGACUUAAAAAGACCUGAUUCAAGAGGUUCUGUUGUAUCUCUAGAGUCCCAAGAAGUAGCUCAAAUCAACACUUCAUCAACUCACUUGAGGUCUUAUACAGGAAAUUCCCCAGCAGACCUACACGGAAUGUGGUAUCCAACAGUCAAGAGAACUUUAGUUUGCUUGUCAAGAUUAUAUUAUUGUUUGGAUAGAGAUACAUUUCAAAGUUUAGCACAAGAAGCAUUGAUAGUGUGUGUUAGAACAGUGCAGCAUGCUUCUGACAUGAUUUCUAAUAAAAAGACUCCAGUUGAUGGCAAAUUGUUUGAAAUCAAACAUUUACUUAUUAUUAGGGAGCAAAUAGCUCCAUUUCAAGUAGAUUUUACUACUAAAGAACUGAGCUUGGAUUUCAGUAAUGUACAAAAAGCGGCGUUGGGUCUCUUGCAUAAGAGAAAGCAAAUAUUUUCAUUUAGCAGCAACAAUGCCUUACUGGAAUUCCUUUUAGAAGGAACUCCAAAAGUAAAAGAGUAUUUGGUUGAUUCCCGAAAAGAAAUUGACAAGCAAUUAAAGCAUUCUUGUGAAUCGUUUAUUGCCUGUGUCACAAAAUUGUUAAUAGGAAAUGUUCUUGAUUGGAUUGAAAAGGCAGAGAAGAUACUAAAGAUUAUAAAGGUCGAAAACACUACUGCCAAUGAUUUGACUGUUAAAUCGCAGAGUUUUGGGAAACCCGAGUAUGUCGCAGGUAUAAUAAAGGACACACAAAAAAGCAUAAAAACGCAUAUUCCAGAGGUUCAGAGAUCUAUGCAGCUGUAUUUGGCUAAUCGUGAAACUGAGUUUAUUUUAUUUAGACCAAUAAAAAACAAUAUUAUAAAUGCAUUUAUGCAAAUUGACCAGAUUUUGAUAAAAGGUGGAUAUUCAACUGAGGACCAAUUACUAAUCGCUUGUCCUUCGCCAGAACAAGUCAAUAUUUUGAUUUGUUCAGUUUCUCUUACCAUUGAACAUGAGCCUUUAAAUAAUUAGCAAAUUGCAUCAAAUCAUUAAUUAACCGUCAAUGUUUCUACUGAUAUUCUGAAAAAGGAUAAUUAGCGAUCGAAAAUAAUAUUGCUAUAUUAUUUAUUUCUAUCUUAUGUCUUAUGCCUUCAAAGGUAAUAUGUAUCUUAUUUCAAUUGAACUGAACUACUUUUAAAUUAGGUUGAAUAUUGUAUGUUAAAUUAAGUAAAAAUUAUUUUUCCCUUCGUUGUUACAUUUUCAUUAUUGUUAUUUAUUUUUAAUUGUUUGAAAAUAAGGUAAAAAUGCGGCCACUUAUUUUUACAAGCAUCUUGUUACAUCAUGCUAGUAAAACUAGGAUGGCACAUCUUCAACAAGAAAUAUUUAAUACAUUUUAAAUAAAGUUAUUUGUACAAAUAGGGUUUUUAAUUAGGUAUUUGAAACUCUUCUAAAAUUGACAUGUACAGAGGCAGGGACACUAAAUAAAACUUGUGAUAUUAGA